GAGCAGGACAGAAUCUCGUUGUCGUCCGGACGUUAACUUCUCUGUGUCCAGGGUCAACAACACAUACUCUACACAGAAACGUCACCAUGGCUGACCCCUACCAAAACAACACGUACCAACAACAAGGGGGCGACAGCUACGGCACGUAUGGAGAGGGAGGAGGAGGCCACGAUGGGUACGGUUACCAUGGAGACGACCUGCCACAGGAAGAGGACGCAGCGAGCGAUGUGACCGAAGGACAUGACGAAGACGACCAAAUGUACGAAGGAGAAUAUCAAGGGAUUCCACAUCCGGACGAGGUGAAGGCGGCGCAGAGAGCCACGGGUGAACGCAGUGGUGCAGCGGGCGGAGACGCUGCCUCUGAACUGGAGGAGUUAUCUGAGCAGUACGAGAACAUCAUGGACGACUGCGGCCACGGGAGCUUCCAGUGGAGGCUGUUCGUGGUUCUGGGUCUGGCGCUGAUGGCGGACGGCGUUGAAUGUUUUGUGGUUGCGUUCGCUCUUCCGUCCGCAGAGAAGGACCUGUGUCUGUCCAACGCACAGAAAGGAAUGCUGGGUCUCAGCGUCUUCCUCAGCAUGAUGGUGGGGGCCUUCCUGUGGGGAGGACUGGCGGACAAAGUCGGCCGUCGGCGCUGUCUGAUGGUGGCGUUGGCCAUAAACUGCAUCUUCUCCUUCCUGUCGUCGUUGGCGCAGGGCUACGGCUGCUUCCUGUUCUUCAGGCUGCUGUCUGGUGUCGGGGUCGGUGGCACGGUGCCGAUCGUGUACUCGUACUUCUCCGAGUUUCUUCAGAUGGACAAGAGAGGAGAACAUCUGUCCUGGCUGUGUAUGUUCUGGAUGAUCGGUGGCGUCUACGCUUCGUUCACCGCCUGGGGAAUCAUACCCAGAUACGGCUGGGGUUUCAGUAUGGGCACAGAGUUCCAGUUCCACAGCUGGCGAGUGUUUGUCCUGGUCGCGGCUCUUCCUGCCGUCUCCUCGCUGGUCGGACUCACCUUCAUGCCUGAAAGCCCUCGCUUCCUCCUGGAGAAUGCCAAACACGAUGAGGCGUGGAUGAUCCUGAAGCAGGUCCACGACACUAACUGGAGAGCUAAAGGAAAGCCAGAGAAAGUGUUUACUCUGACUCACAUCAAGGUUCCAAAGACAGCGGAGGACGAAUUCAUCGAGAUUCAGGCGGCGACGGGAACGUCCGUGCAGCGAUGGGCUCUUCGCUCUCUCACCCUCUGCAGACUGGUGUUGAAGAACGUGGCGUCUCUCCUGUCCAAAGACCUCCGUCUGUCCACGCUCCUCAUGGCCGUCAUCUGGUUCUGCAUGGCCUUCAGUUAUUAUGGUCUGUCCGUAUGGUUUCCUGACAUGAUCAAACACCUGCAGUAUGAGGAGUACAAGUCCAAAGUCAAGGUUUUACACAAAGAAAGAGUGGAAAAUUUUUAUUUUAACUUUUCUUUGGAGAACCAGAUUCACAAAGAAGGAGAAUACAUCAAUGACAGGUUCAUCAGUAUAAAGAUGAAGUCAGUCCGGUUUGAGGACUCGUUGUUUGAAGACUGUCUCUUUGAGGACAUCAGGUCCACAGACACGGUGUUUGACAACUGCACCAUCCGCUCCACACUUUUUUACAACACAGACCUGUGGGAGGAGAAGUUCCUCCACUGUAAGAUGGAAAACGUCACAUUUGACCAAAGCAAACAGGGCUGCCACCUGCAGAGUGAGGAGGAGAACGACGUCCUUGUUUACCUCGUCAGUUUCCUGGGCAGCGUGGCCGUGUUGCCAGGCAACAUCAUCUCUGCGCUCUUCAUGGAGAAGGUCGGCAGAGUCAGGAUCAUAGGUGGCUCCAUGCUGUUUUCAGGAGGCUGCACCUUCCUCCUGUUUCUGAGCUUCAGCCAAUCAGCGCUCAUCGCCCUGCAGUGUCUGUUCUGUGGCGUCAGCGCCGCGGCGUGGAACGGCAUCGAGGUGGUGACGGUGGAGCUGUACCCCGCUUCCAAGAGGGCUACGGCGUUCGGCGUGCUGAAUGCGCUGUGUAAAAUGGCCGCCGUCCUCGGCAGCUCCAUCUUUGCCAGUUUUGUGGGCGUGGCCACAGCCGUCCCCAUCCUGCUGGCCUUCGCCGCGCUGAUGUGCGGCGGCCUGCUCGCACUCAAGCUCCCCGACACGCGGGAGAAAAUCCUCCAGUGAUGUCACACGGAAAACUUUUUUUUUUACAUUUAAUCAUUAAUUUUGAAUAAAUAUUG
Molecule: messenger RNA, 2215 nt
Organism: Solea senegalensis (Senegalese sole)
Lineage: Eukaryota; Metazoa; Chordata; Actinopteri; Pleuronectiformes; Soleidae
Product: synaptic vesicle glycoprotein 2B-like
Exons: 15
Coding region: 87-2159 (690 amino acids)
Biological process (GO): transmembrane transport; chemical synaptic transmission
Cellular component (GO): membrane
Molecular function (GO): transmembrane transporter activity
Source: RefSeq, a predicted model, not a curated record